Molecule: messenger RNA, 387 nt
Organism: Daldinia loculata
Lineage: Eukaryota; Fungi; Ascomycota; Sordariomycetes; Xylariales; Hypoxylaceae
Exons: 2
Coding region: 1-387 (128 amino acids)
Source: RefSeq, a predicted model, not a curated record
AUGGAACCAAAGGUGGAAAGACAAUCUUCGAAGAACCAAGGCAGUAAAGCAGCCCCUCAGGCAGCCAGGCUCCCUUCUGCGAAUCAGCAACAAGCCUCAGGAGACGCAGACUUCUUGACGUUGAACCGUUCAUGGGUGAAUCGUGAACAUACGUUGAAUAAUAAGUUUCAAGACGAACUUUGGUGGAAAGCGAAACCCCAUAGCGGGAAUACCCUGGAGCGCUGGAGAGUCCAAUCGAUGAUAGAUGGUCCAUAUCAAAACAUGGAGUCGAUUAUGACGAAGACGAAGACGAAGACGAAGAUUGACCAAUCUAAGCCUUCUAACAUUCAGUCACCGAAACACGCAAGGACCGUAAGCGAAGCAGCAGCUACCUCGGGAUCCAAGUAG